This is a messenger RNA of Alosa sapidissima (American shad), 2951 nucleotides long. RefSeq names its product nucleus accumbens associated 1, BEN and BTB (POZ) domain containing b (gene nacc1b). Gene Ontology annotation, biological process: regulation of transcription by RNA polymerase II. Lineage: Eukaryota; Metazoa; Chordata; Actinopteri; Clupeiformes; Clupeidae. The record is from RefSeq and is a predicted model, not a curated record. Gene Ontology annotation, molecular function: RNA polymerase II cis-regulatory region sequence-specific DNA binding; DNA-binding transcription factor activity, RNA polymerase II-specific; protein binding. The transcript has 5 exons. The coding region runs from base 520 to 2460 and encodes 646 amino acids.
CAGCCCAAAACGUAGGAAAUGGGUGAAGUUACGUUAUUAAUUCGAUGGGAUUUCCGAUCUUGGGAGUGAGUGGAGAAUGCCUAACAGUUAGGCUACUGUUGUUGGGCGAACCCAACAUUUUUGGAGUACAGUCAGAAUAUCGCGUCUGUAGGCCGUAGGAUGUAACUCAAGCCGACAUCGCAUUGCACUGGCAUAGAGGGGGCGAGAACGGCGGAUGUGGAUGCCUUAAUAAUUUAUUUGUUCGCCUAUUUUUGAGACAGACUGCUUGUGGGUGUCGUUUAUGUGCGAUAGGAGCCGCAUCUGCAGAGGAAAUCGGGGGAUACUGUAUCGUUUUUGUCUGCCGUCGCCCCCCGGCCCGUGCCAAUUGAAAGCUCCGAUCCUACGGGCAGAGAUACUGGCACACGACGGGGCACGGAUAGUCCGCUGCCCACACCGACUUGCAGCUACCAAGCCCUUCUUUCACACGAACGGGUCGAGACCUCCUGAAACUACACUUUCAUACCCUGUAGUUUGUGGGCUAUGGCUCAGACGCUGCAGAUGGCCAUCCCCAACUUCGGCAACAACGUCCUCGAGUGUCUGAACGAGCAGCGUCUGCAGGGGCUCUACUGCGACGUGUCGGUGGUGGUCAAGGGCCACGCCUUCAAGGCGCACCGGGCCGUGCUGGCCGCCAGCAGCUCCUACUUCCGUGACCUGUUCAACGCCAGCGGGGCGGACAGUGGCGGCGGCACCAAAGGCGGCGGCGGUGGCGUGGUGGUGGAGCUGCCGCCCGCGGUCCAGCCACAGAGCUUCCAGCAGAUCCUGUCCUUCUGCUACACGGGCCGCCUGAGCAUGAACGUGGGCGACCAGUUCCUGCUCAUGUACACGGCGGGCUUCCUGCAGAUCCAGCAGAUCAUGGAGAAGGGCACCGAGUUCUUCCUGAAGGUCAGCUCGCCCAGCUGCGACUCGCAGGGCCUGCACGCCGAGGAGACCCCGCCGUCCGAGCCGCAGAGCCCCGUCACCGGGGCAGGAGGGGCGGGAGCCACGGUGCGGCCGGCCUCGUGCCUCACGCCGUUACCGCUGGUGAGCCGGGUGAAGACGGAGCAGCCUCAACCUCAACCUCAACCUCAACCUCAGACCCAGCAACAGCAGCCUCAACAUCAUCAUCUUCAUCAUCAACAACAACAACAACAACAACAACAACAAGCACCUCCACCACAACAGCAGCAGCAGCAGCAGGAGCCCAAUGCCUACUCAGUGGUCUGCACCCCGGUGGCCAAGCGGCUUUGGGAGGGGAGCAGCCGAGACGGCGGCGGGGGUUCGGGCGGAGGAGGGGCCGCGGGGAUGAGGAAGGCCGCCCGCUUCUCCCAGGAGUCGGCGUCGUCCAGGGGCGGCAGUGGCGGGGGACUGGGAACCGGAGGAGCCUCCGGCCAGAGCGUAGUGGGCAUCCUCGGCCUCGGAGGUGGAGGAGGGGGUGCUGCCGCCGCUGCCAUCACCACCAACAACAACAACAACAGCAACAACAACAGCGGCUCCAACAGCAACAACAACAACAACAACAACAGCAGCAGCAGCGGUCACCCGUCGGAGGGCACCAGCCCGGGCGCGCUCAGCAUCUACACCAGCGACUCGCCCAUCUCCUACCACGACGAGGAAGAGGAGGAGGAGAUGACGGACGACGCCGAGGAGCAGUACCGGCAGAUCUGCAACAUGUACACCAUGUACAGCAUGCUGAACGUGGGCGCCGCCGGGGAAGAGCUCAGGGGAUGGAUGGAGGGGUGGAGAGAGAGAGAGGUAGCAAACGAGCGCGUGGACGCCCUGCCUGAGCACCUGACCCCGGACACGCGGGGUCGUGUGCGUGUGCGGCAGGAGCUGGCGUCGCUGCCCGCCGAGCUCAUCGCCCAGAUCGGCAACCGCUGCCACCCCAAGCUGUACGAGGAGGGCGACCCGGCGGAGAAGCUGGAGCUGGUGUCUGGCACCAGCGUGUUCAUCUCCCGCGCCCAGCUCAUGAACUGCCACGUCAGCGCAGGCACGCGCCACAAAGUGCUGCUGCGCCGCCUGCUCGCCUCCUUCUUUGACAGGAGCACCCUGGCCAACAGCUGUGGGACUGGCAUCCGCUCCUCCACCAACGACCCCAGCCGCAAGCCUCUGGACAGUCGGGUGCUUCAUGCAGUCAAGUUCUACUGCCAGAACUUUGCGCCCACCUUCAAGGAGAGCGAGAUGAAUGCCAUCGCGGCGGACAUGUGCACCAACGCGCGCCGCGUGGUGCGCAAGAGCUGGAUCCCCAAGCUGAAGCUGCUGAUGGCGGACAGCGAGGCCUACGCCAGCUUCCUGCCCGAGGGCCUCAAGCUGGAGGCCGACGCCCUGGCCGCCGAGCACGGCCUGGAAGCGGCCGCCGCCGCCACUCUGGAUGGAGCUGAGCCGGGGCCAUCCUCGGCCGACGCACUGCAAGGCGAGGCGGGGGACGCGGGCACGCUGUUCUGAGGGAGGGAGGGAUGGAGGGAUGAAGGGAGAGGUGUUGGAAAGAGAGAAUGGGGGGAGGAGAGAGGAAGUUGGUGGUUCUAUAGUGGCGUGCCUCCUGUUUAGCUUUUUUCUCUCUUUUUUUGUUUGUUUUUUAUUUGGUUUGUUGUCUCCGUUUUUGUGUUUGCUCUCUUUCUUUUGUUCUCUUGCACAUUUUACAGUUUUUUUUUUUGUUUCCUUCCCUCCUUUUCCCUCCUGGCUUUUUCCAUUUUUUUGGGCUGGUGGGGCAUCAUCCUCAAGGGUUUAACAAUCCUUUUGUAUAAGAGAGGCACGGAAGUCGGAGAGAGCAAGGGAGGUAGGGAACGCUUUGGGGAACGACAGUGAUGAGGGCAGUGUUAAAAAAAAAAAAACAGUUACGAAAAGAUGGUAUGGUCCAGUUGUACUACAAACGGACAGUCAUGCCCUAUCAUUAGUUUGUGGGAAGAAGCCCUUUUUGUGGGCGGUUACAGACGUGU